CUCCGAUCAGUUAAGGGGCAGAGAGCCUCCGCUCCCCACUGCUCUAUAAAAGAGACCCAGCAAAGGGACCCUACCAGCUUCUAGCUCUCAGUCUGCGCGAGGGUGUAGGAAGGAAAGCCCAGGACCUCCGGAGCAGAGCACAGCAGCUGCAGAGGCAAGGCCAGCAUGUCGCCCAACUUCAAACUUCAGUGUCACUUCAUUCUCAUCUUCCUGACGGCUUUAAGAGGGGAAAGCCGGUACCUAGAGCUGCGGGAAGCGGCGGAGUACGAUCCUUUCCUGCUCUUCAGCGCCAACUUGAAGCGGGAGCUGGCUGGGGAGCAGCCGUACCGCCGCGCUCUGCAGUGCCUGGACAUGCUGAGCCUCCAGGGCCAGUUCACCUUCACCGCCGACCGGCCGCAGCUGCACUGCGCCGCCUUCUUCAUCGGCGAGCCCGAGGAGUUCAUUACCAUCCACUACGACCAGGUCUCCAUCGACUGUCAGGGCGGCGACUUCCUGAAGGUAUUUGAUGGUUGGAUUCUCAAGGGGGAGAAGUUCCCCAGUUCCCAGGAUCAUCCUCUCCCCACGGCUGAGCGGUACAUAGAUUUCUGUGAGAGUGGCCUUAGCAGGAGGAGCAUCAGAUCUUCCCAGAAUGUGGCCAUGAUCUUCUUCCGAGUCCAUGAACCAGGAAAUGGAUUCACAUUAACCAUAAAGACAGACCCCAACCUCUUUCCCUGUAAUGUCAUUUCUCAGACUCCAAAUGGAAAGUUUACCCUGGUAGUUCCACACCAGCAUCGAAACUGCAGCUUCUCCAUAAUUUAUCCUGUGGUGAUCAAAAUAUCUGAUCUCACCCUGGGACAUGUAAAUGGUCUUCAGUUAAAGAAAUCCUCAGCAGGUUGCGAGGGAAUAGGAGACUUUGUGGAGCUGCUGGGAGGAACUGGAUUGGACCCUUCCAAGAUGAUGCCUUUAGCUGAUCUCUGCUACUCCUUUCAUGGCCCGGCCCAGAUGAAAGUUGGCUGUGACAACACUGUGGUGCGCGUGGUCUCCAGUGGAAAACACGUAAAUCGUGUGACUUUUGAGUAUCGUCAGCUGGAACCGUAUGAGCUGGAAAACCCAAAUGGAAACAGUAUCGGGGAAUUCUGUUUGUCUGGUCUUUGAAUAACCAACCCAAUGAUUUACAUGCUGAUAACUAAGUGAGUUUUUAAUGGCCAUUGUGUAUGAUUUUGAUGCACAACUAGUUAAAAGCCUUUCAUACCAGUCAGUAUUCCCAGCCUUGCGUGCACGCGCACACACACACACACACAUACACACACACACAUGCAUUAAUUUUUGUACUUUGCUUCGUUUAUGUUUGUAAUCUGUAAAUGAACACAUGGCAGAAAAUAAGCCCCUGAUUGGUAGGAUCAUAGUUCUAAAUGGAAAUGUUUGUAAUUCUUUGAUGUGCUACUGAACCUGAAACUGGUAAGACAAGCACAAAGCAACGUGCAAUAAAAAAAUUGUAUCUCAAGGGAAAAUACUCAAAGAAAGAAAAGUGGCAGCACUUAUAUUAGUUUUAUAACAGGAAAAAGUCUUGUGUAUAGCGAAGUAGUUGCAUCUGUUUAUUUUCUAUUUAUUAUUGUUACAAUAGAUAAUAGUUAUAGCAAUUAUUUAUUGAUUUGUAACAACUUGUUUUUAACCAAACUUUUUAGCAUGGAAACAAUUUUCUAGGCCGGGCGCCGUGGCUCACGCCUGUAAUCCCAGCACUUUGGGAGGCCGAGGCGGGCGGAUCACGAGGUCAGGAGAUCGAGACCAUCCUGGCUAACACAGUGAAACCCUGUCUCUACUAAAAAUACAAAAAAAAAAAUUAGCCGGGCGUGGUGGCGGGCGCCUGUGGUCCCAGCUACUCGGGAGGCUGAGGCAGGAGAAUGGCGUGAACCCAGGAGGCGGAGCUUGCAGUGAGCGGAGAUCACGCCACUGCACUCCAGCCUGGGCAAGAAAGCGAGACUCCGCCUCAAAAAAAAAAUUUUUUUCCAUCCACAAAUACGUACAUGAAUAAAUGUAUUCAGAAUGUUGG
Messenger RNA from Symphalangus syndactylus (siamang), 2029 nucleotides. It is a transcript of the gene CRHBP, whose product is annotated as corticotropin releasing hormone binding protein. Gene Ontology annotation, biological process: negative regulation of corticotropin secretion; negative regulation of corticotropin-releasing hormone receptor activity; hormone-mediated signaling pathway. The record is from RefSeq and is a predicted model, not a curated record. Gene Ontology annotation, molecular function: corticotropin-releasing hormone binding. Lineage: Eukaryota; Metazoa; Chordata; Mammalia; Primates; Hylobatidae.